This is a messenger RNA of Aspergillus caelatus, 597 nucleotides long. RefSeq lists its product as uncharacterized. The transcript has a single exon. Lineage: Eukaryota; Fungi; Ascomycota; Eurotiomycetes; Eurotiales; Aspergillaceae. The coding region runs from base 1 to 597 and encodes 198 amino acids. The record is from RefSeq and is a predicted model, not a curated record.
AUGGAGUGCAAACCAUGGUACCCAGUCGACUUCAACCAAGCCCUCCUUAACACCUUCACAGAGGAAACAUUGACAGAGUUCCUCGGAAGGCCAAACUGUUCACCGCGCUUCGUCUACGGAGUGUUAAUGCUUCCCACCGUACUCAAGUAUUUCAUAAGAGAAGACCCAGCCACCGACAUCACAAAAAGAAUGAUCCGGGCAUGUGUAUCAGGCUACAUGCUCUACCAGAUAUCACCGAAGAGUCCGCCUGUCGUUGUUCAAACAUUCAAUCCGCAUGAUACGGUGCAAGGAAUGCUCGUAUUGGGACUGGACGUGGACCAGCGGAACUUGAUAUAUGAUUUUGAAGGAGGACUUAUGAACCUAGUGGACGUGAGGGCUCAGAUAUGUCUGAAGGAUAGUAGCUUACCUUGCCAUGAUAUUUGCAGUGAGCAGAUGGUUGAUGCUGGUAUGUUUGCUUGGCAUGGUUCGAAGGAGGGCCUGAUACCUGUCGAGAGCACGGCUUGGCCACUGGAUUGGUUUUUGAAAGAAAAGUUCUAUGAGAACAUUGUUAAUUCCCAGCACAGGCAUAUGCUAGACGGGUCGGGGUUGUUUCUGUAA